CCUGUCCCACAUCCUCCUUUUCACCUUUUCCGUCUGCCUGUUCUACCCCUCCCGGCUCCGGCCUCCUCUUUCCCUCUUGUCUUAUCCUUUUCUUGCUUAACUCUUCACUCUCCCACUUUCUCUUCUUUUUUCCUCCCGCUCCAUCUGCCACUUCUGCUUGUAGACCCCCUUGCCUACUACCAUCCCUCCAUCUUAAACUUGGGGUUUUAGGCUCCUCCUCGGACGGAGCUGUGUGUUUUGUCCUUCAUUCCCUGUCCUGCUGUGACUCCUCUUUGCUCACUUACUCCUCUGGGCCUAUCUGCUUUCAUUGCCCUCUUUUAGGUUUGAGUGGGUGGGGCCUGGAGUCUGCUUUGCAUAAAUUCUGUAGUAGUGGGGAAGGUGGAAGAGAUUGUGAAGAGAUUUAUGCAAGACUGAGUAAGGAUGAAUGGCUCCACCGGCACUUACUGUCUCCUCCUGGCACAAGAUGUCGUGCCCUCAGGGGCCUAGCAUGCUGUCAGGUAUUGGAAGAAGGAAUGGAAUUGGAAGGAAGAAGAUUCAUUCCAGAGACAAAAUAGGUUCCAUUUCCUAUUGUAGCUGUUUCUUCUGGGAAUAUAAAUUCUCUGCUUUCAGGUUCUGCAGCAUUCCAGAUUACAAACACCAAAUCAGGAUGGGAAAAAGACGUUGUGUUCCUCCCCUUGAGCCCAAGUUGGCAGCAGGCUGUUGUGGGGUCAAGAAACCCAAAUUAUCUGGAAGUGGAACACAUAGUCACGGCAAUCAGUCCACAACUGUUCCUGGCUCUAGUUCAGGACCUCUUCAAAACCACCAGCAUGUGGACAGCAGCAGUGGCCGGGAAAAUGUAUCGGACUUAACUCUGGGACCUGGAAACUCUCCUAUCACACGAAUGAAUCCUGCAUCUGGAGCCCUGAGCCCUCUUCCCCGGCCCAAUGGAACUGCCAACACCACUAAGAAUCUUGUGGUGACUGCAGAGAUGUGCUGCUACUGCUUUGAUGUACUCUACUGUCACCUCUAUGGCUUCCCACAGCCACGACUUCCUAGAUUCACCAAUGACCCCUAUCCUCUCUUUGUGACCUGGAAGACAGGGCGAGACAAGCGUCUUCGGGGCUGCAUUGGGACCUUCUCAGCCAUGAAUCUUCAUUCAGGACUCAGGGAAUACACGUUAACCAGUGCACUUAAGGACAGCCGAUUCCCCCCCUUGACCCGAGAGGAGCUGCCCAAACUUUUCUGUUCUGUCUCCCUCCUUACUAACUUUGAAGAUGCCAGUGAUUACCUGGACUGGGAGGUAGGGGUCCAUGGGAUUCGGAUUGAAUUCAUCAAUGAAAAAGGCAUCAAACGCACAGCCACAUACUUACCUGAGGUUGCUAAGGAACAAGACUGGGAUCAGAUCCAGACAAUAGACUCCUUGCUCAGGAAAGGUGGCUUUAAGGCUCCAAUUACCAGUGAAUUCAGAAAAUCAAUCAAGCUCACCAGAGCAAAGCCAAAGUGCUAUGAAUUCUGUUCUGAUGACCCUGUGAUAUGGCAUAUUCAUCUGGGGAUUGAGACCUUCCUAUAGCCAAGGAUCCAUUAACCUGCUUCAUCAGAAUUUGACCCAGAAUUAGGUAUCGGAGUGAGAAGGUGACAAUCAGUUAUGCAGAAUAUAUUGCUUCUCGACAACACUGUUUCCAGAAUGGCACUCUUCAUGCCCCGCCCCUCUACAAUCAUUACUCCUGACACACGGCUACAUGACCAGUCCCACCCCCCUGUGGCCACCAAUGGCUAUGACAUCAUUGGAGCAGAUGCCUCCUCUUCCUGGUCCAGUUACUUCUAUUACUGCACCAUUUUAUGAUGCUAGCUUCCGUUGCCAAGUCUGCCUCCUGCUGACUGGAGGGUGUGGGGUUACAGUGAAUGCAACAGAACAUGAGGGGCCCAAGCCUUAUAUCAGCCUUUCCUCAUCCUGGGGUUCUGGAUCAGGGCUCCCUAAUAACCAGUGGGAAUGGCUGUGUGGGUUCAGAUUUCAGUUGUCUGGUGAUUUCCCACAUGUGUGUUGGCCACACACGGAAAACUGGAAUUGAUGACGAUCCAUGGAGGCUUCUUCCCCAAUCCCCCACGGCCCACCAGACCAAUUAGGUGUACUCCCCUGGCAGUCUGGGCAACGGAGACCAACAUGAACCACUUAUAGGUUGUUUUAAAUUCCUUUUUUAAACUUCCAGUUUAUUGUGUACCAAGAGUUGAUCACAACCUCCAUGCUUCAUAAGUGAACACCAUGUUAGGGUUGACUGUGGGCACCAUGAGCCCCUGUGAGUCCUGGAUAAGAGAACUGCAACAAGAUCAGAAGUCCUGUUGGAUGGCUUUGCAUUGUGCAAUAAGCUGUGAAGGUUUAAUGCUUACCCGACUCUCAGCUGGACUUUCUGGUACUCUUCCUGCAUUGAAUCUCCUGGUGUUGAACAGAGCUCUGCAGCAUAGCCUGCUGAGGAAUGGAGUGGAGAUGCCCAUACAGGUCCUGAUGUCAUCGUCAUAAGCAGGUGUGAAAAGAGAGAUCUCUUCCUCACCACCCGGCUACCUCAACCCUCUUCUGGUAGCAGUGCCUAUGUAGCUGCAUCUAAGUUCUCAGAAGCACAGACAUGCAAACAGGUGGUUGGGCUGGGCUUUAGGACGCACUGUCACAGGAGAGCUUCCAGGGUCUCUAAGCUGGUUUACUUCACAGGCAAACAUCCUGUGGGACCGACAAGUAGGGCGGUUCUUUUUUUUUCCGAUUUGCCUGCAGAAGUGGGAAGACUUGAUAUAUCAGUCCUCAGUAGGACUCUAGAACAAAGCUGUGUAAUAAAACAAGGUGAACCUUUUAACUUGCCUGCCACACUGGGACUCUUCACCUCACCGGUGUAAAUGUCAAUUGCUCGUGUUGCUCAUUUAAACCCUUGACAUUCCCUUUCCCAUCUUUACUCAUUCCAAAAUAGCUGUCAGCAAAUUCUUUUCACUCACUUGGUGGCAAAAUGUAUAGCACUAGGAGACCAGGGAGGGGCUCUGAAAGCUCAAAGGCACUGCUCAAGCAGCUCAAAGGAAGAGACAGGCAGCUGCAAGAGAGGUUCCUGAGGAUGGCGAGCAGGUUUCAGCACCGCUCACAGAGAACUAACUCAUGAGGCAGAUCAGGCCUGAGUCAGUGAAUAUAUGCUUUGAUUUCUUUUUCAGAAUUGAUGUGAUGGUGUGGGUUUCCAAAAUGGGCAAAUAUUCGGGUCAAAAGAUCAUCUGAGUUUCUUCUGCCAGGAAUGGAGGAAGGGAAGUAGGGGUACUUCCUUUGUGAUUCUAGGCAUCAUCCUCACGUUCCUGGAAUUUUUUUCUUUCUUUUUGGAUUUUUUUUUUUUUUUUUUUUUUUUUUUUUAAACAGGGUGGGUUGGUUGUGGCAGGAGUGAUCAAAGACCUGGAAUGGAUGAGAGAGGUGCUGAUUACAUUGGAAUGCCCAGGAUGCAUGCCCCUUACUGCCAGGUUUGGUUCCUUUCCAUACAUAAAGGGGUCUCAUGGUUUCUUGCUGCUGAGGGUAAUGAAGGUGAUGUUAUAGACAAGUGUGACAGGUGCUCUCAGGUGCCAUGGAUUGAUGUCAGGGUGGUCAGUUCUGGACUGAGCCACCCACCUCCAAUUUGUACAACAGUAUUGAUACAUAGGGCUACACUCAUUACUGUUCAGGCGUUCUAUGUUAAGAGUUGUGUUUUAUUUCUAAAGAUUUAAAGCAAAAUGCAAAAAAAAAAAAAAAAAUGGUGCUAAACUUCACCCCUGAGCACUCUUGGUGAGACUGGUCAUGCAAGCAUCUACAGUGCCAUGCUCCUCAAGCCUGUUUUUCUUGUAGAAAUGUUGCCCUAUCUGUCUUCCCCAAUGUAUAGUAUGUAUUUUAUUUUAUUGAGGGUGGGGUAGAAUACCUGCCAUUUAAGAAAAUGAACAGAAAAAAUUUAAGGCGUAAGAAGGCGGGGGUGGGGAUGAGUGAACAUGAAUCCGGCUGGCAGUAGGCUCAGUGCUUUCGGAGUGAAGAAGCCUUAUUCCCUGCACGUUCCCUCGUGUUCCACAGAGGUCCAGCAGUGGAAAUGCUCAAGUUCCUCUUGCCUUGUUAAGGGGACUAGGGAGUCAGGCAAGGAAACUAUUUGGCCCAAAAGAAAUGGGCUCUAUUGGUAUCUGUCCUGAGCAGAGCCUAAUCAUUCAGGAAGAAGUCUGGAAGUGCACAGUCUUGGUCACCUUAUGGGAAUGUGUGGCAGAUGGCUCUCAGGAAAAAAAUAUCAAGUGUGGAUUGUCCACAUGGUGGCUUUGCAUUGGAAGGUGAUGCUCUUAACUAGAACUCAGCUGCCUUCUACACGUUGACCAGAGCAGUGGUGAGGGUGGCCAGUAUGGGGCCAGUAAGUGAUGGUUGAGGAAAAGGGACCGUUUCCUGCCAAAUGUUUCCUUUGACUGUAGGCUGCUCCAACUAAAAGAGGUCCCCACUGUUAUCAAAGAACCAGCCGGACUCUGCUGGCUUGGUUUGGAAUUUGUUUCAUCCCUAGCUGUGAGUGCCUUUAGGUCUGGGAAAGUUGGCUUGUCUCAUCAUACCCACAGCUAGGACACACUCUGUAAUUAUGAAUUGUCCUUGUUUUCCUGAGCUAAAAGCGAAUGUCUUUGAUCACUAGAGUUUGUCAGUGUUGGGUUGUUUCCACUGUGAGGUUCUUAAAACGUUUUCGCUUCAUAAUGUUAAAAAUAACUCAUGUUAGAAACCCUUUCUACAUGAAAGGUUUGUAGUUGAGAUGUUACAUAUAUUUUACUGUUUAUAAUAAAAAUCAUCUAUACAAAAGUCUUGGGUGUUAAUUUUAAUAUUUUGCACAAGAUCUGUUUUCCACACUAUGUUAACAUCUACAAUUUCACUAACUUGGUGUUACUUUCUAUUGAGAUUUCUGGAGCCUAAAAAACUAGGUGUUCUUUAUGUUUUUACUUUAUUUUUAUUUUGUUUCCUCGAAGCAAGAAACUGUAUGGCCUUCACUGCAAAGACUUCAGACCAAUUAUUUGUAUUCCAUUUGGUUGCCUCUUGGCUAUAUAACUUCUGAGUACAAGUCAUCAAGGUCUUGAAUGAAGUAUUGUAGAGAAUAAAUCAUAAUGGAUACAAA
Messenger RNA from Cricetulus griseus (Chinese hamster), 5090 nucleotides. NCBI's taxonomy places the organism in Eukaryota, Metazoa, Chordata, Mammalia, Rodentia, Cricetidae. The record is from RefSeq and is a predicted model, not a curated record.